UCACAUGAAGGACAUAGUGGUGAAGGGGGUAACUGUAAUUCUGAGAAUGAAAAAUCAACAUCAUUAGAUGGUGAAUUUGAUGAUUCUCAGUUUUAAAGUGAAGAUGAACAUGGUAAUGUUGCUGAUAGUGCAGCUACAAAUGUUGUAGAGGAAUUUGGUAGUUCAAUUGCCCAAAUAAAUGAAGUAGAUUGUGUUGAUUCUGAAGAUGAAUUAAGGAGUAUUAGUUCAAAUUCUGAUGUGGAGGAAGGGAGUAAUUCUAGUUUAGUUUUUAGUGAAUCAAAAUUCAACUUGGAGGAUUUUCAAUUUCAAGAAGGAAUGAUUUUUAAAGAUAACAAGGAGUUUAAGUGGGCAAUUGAAAGGUAUGAAGCAUUGAGAAAAAAGGAUGUCUACUUUGUGAAGAAUGAGCCUAGGAGAGUUAGAGCAAAGUGUAGGGAUGUAAAUUGUGACUGGGUUAUAUUUGGUUCUAGGAGCAAUGAAAAUUGUCCUUUUACCAUUAAAACAUAUAUACCUAAUGUCUAGGAUGCAGAAGAACAGAGACAAAAUGAAGGGAAGUGUAAUGAAAAUAUGCCCUAAAAUCAUAAAAAUUCUUGAACAAAACAAGGCACACACUGGUGAUUUGAUAGCAUACAAAGCAAAUGAUGACAACUACCAAGUUGAAGACAUUUCUGGCUUUUUUAAGACUUACAAGGUAAAUUUGAAUCAAAGAUGUUGCAGUUGUAGGAGGUGGGAUCUUAAUGGAAUCCCUUGUAGUCAUGCCAUUGCAGCAAUUAGAACAAAAGGGGAAGUACCUGAAGAUUAUGUCCAUCAUUGCUAUACUGUGGAAGCAUAUAUGAGGAGUUAUAAACCAGCAAUAAUGCCAAUUCAUCCCUCAGAUUUAUGGACAAAAACUGGCCAAAAACCACCACUACCACCCAAGUAUAAAGUGCAACCAGGCAGACCAAAAAAACUAAGGAAGAGAGAUCCUAUUGAGAAUGAAUCUGUUGUGGGUGAUAAGCUAAUUAGCAAGUUAUCAAGAAAGGGUGAGAAAAAGAAGUGUUCAAUUUGUGGACAAUAUGGCCAUAACAAGCGUAGCUGCAAAAACCAGAGGCAAAAUGAUGUUGAACCCCCUGCCGAAGUUGAAGUUGAACACCCUGUUGCUAUUGAAGUUGAAGUUGAACACCCUGUGGCUAAUAUAGCUGCUGAAGUUGAACCACUUGCUGUUGAAGUUGCUAAUGUUUAAGUCC
Molecule: messenger RNA, 1223 nt
Organism: Ipomoea nil (Japanese morning glory)
Lineage: Eukaryota; Viridiplantae; Streptophyta; Magnoliopsida; Solanales; Convolvulaceae
Exons: 3
Coding region: 473-1219 (248 amino acids)
Molecular function (GO): nucleic acid binding; zinc ion binding
Source: RefSeq, a predicted model, not a curated record